AUGGUUUCCUUCCUAUCUUGCAGACAGGACACAGUUUGUACACAUUCAGAAUUAUUGUACUGCUUUCCUGACAACAACUCAUCAUGCAGAAAGGAGGUCCGAACAGGCCCUGGAAAUAUAUUUUUGUUUAGUUUUCUGUCUUGUAUAUCUGUUUGCACUGUGUUUUUGAACUUGCUUGUGAUCUUAUCUAUCUCUCACUUCAAGCAGCUCCAUACCCCUACCAACCUACUCAUCCUCUCUCUGGCUGUGGCCGAUCUUCUCGUGGGACUUGUUUUCAUGCCUGUGAAUACAAUGCAACUAAGAGACAGCUGUUGGUAUCUUGGUAAAAUGGCAUGUACAAAUGUUCUAAUAAUCAAUUUUAUCUCAAUGUCAGCAUCUCUGUGCAAUAUGGUUUUCAUUGCAGUUGAUCGGUACAUUGCAGUCAGUGAUCCUCUGCUAUAUUCCACUAAAGUCACAGUUCGUAAAAUGUCUUUAUUCAUAAUUCUAGGCUGGUCUUGUUCUCUCUUGUAUAUCCUCAUCUAUUUAUGCCACGGAGAGUGCAUUUUAUUUAUAAAAUCUUCCUUAGUGACCACUGAUCUUGUGAUUUCAUUUAUAUGCCCAUGUUCUGUUAUACUUAUCUUGUAUUCAAUCAUUUUUACUUUGGCACGACGUCAAGCUAAAGCUGUGAGAUCUAUGUUGAAUGCUACCUCAAACAGACACAGAGCCAAAUUGAAAACAUAA
Molecule: messenger RNA, 720 nt
Organism: Electrophorus electricus (electric eel)
Lineage: Eukaryota; Metazoa; Chordata; Actinopteri; Gymnotiformes; Gymnotidae
Source: RefSeq, a predicted model, not a curated record